Messenger RNA from Ramularia collo-cygni, 507 nucleotides. RefSeq lists its product as uncharacterized. Gene Ontology annotation, biological process: mitochondrial respiratory chain complex I assembly. The transcript has a single exon. The record is from RefSeq and is a predicted model, not a curated record. Bases 1 to 507 code for a protein of 168 amino acids. Gene Ontology annotation, cellular component: mitochondrial inner membrane. NCBI's taxonomy places the organism in Eukaryota, Fungi, Ascomycota, Dothideomycetes, Mycosphaerellales, Mycosphaerellaceae.
AUGAACAUCCUUUCAAAUACUCCGGUACCGACGACCGCAGUCGACGCAUGCAUGGACGAUGGCUUUGCGCUUGAUUCUGGUCUGAAGAUUGCUGGUGCCGGUGUUCUGCUGGUCGGCGGCGAAGCUUUCAAAUGGAGACCAUGGAUCCGUGCAGGCCAAAAAGAAGGCCCGAUAGGCGAUGGCGCCGGUGGUGACGACAGCAAGGGCGUUCAACGUCUGGGCGGCAAGUUGCAGAAUAGUAAGGGCCAGUGGGACGUCGAAAAGCAUGCUUGGGGCGUGCUAGAUCUGGCGUGGCCGAAGCCAGAUCUCCUCAUCCUAGGGACAGGGAUCCGCACUAUUCCGAUCAGCCCGGAGACUCGAGCACAAAUUAACGAGUUGGGAGUGAGAAUUGAGGUGCAAGACACGAGAAAUGCUGCCGCACAAUACAAUAUGUUGGCCACCGAGCGGGGUGUGCAGCAAGUGGCCGCAGCACUCGUGCCGAUCGGAUGGAGGGAGGGCAUCAAAUGA